Messenger RNA from Culex quinquefasciatus (southern house mosquito), 614 nucleotides. Its product is annotated as protein SREK1IP1-like. Lineage: Eukaryota; Metazoa; Arthropoda; Insecta; Diptera; Culicidae. Gene Ontology annotation, molecular function: nucleic acid binding; zinc ion binding. Bases 128 to 421 code for a protein of 97 amino acids. The record is from RefSeq and is a predicted model, not a curated record. The transcript has 2 exons.
AAAAAGAGAGUUGUUGGCUGUCAAAAUUACUUGUUUGUCAUAAACAGUAAAUUAUUUUAAACAACUGAAAAGGUUUCUUAAUAGCAUAAUUUUUUUGUUAUAAAUUGAAUAACAUUUUUACGAAAACAUGGAAUUUUUGGGAGGUAACACUCAAAAAGAUAAUGUUAGAGCAGCAUGUAAAAAAUGUGGAUACCCUGGGCAUUUAACGUUUCAGUGCCGAAACUAUUUGAAGAUCGGAGCAAACCAGCAGACCGUUGUGACAGAUAAAAGGUCCAGUAGUGAAUCACCGUCGGAGCUGUAUUAUUUGACCCUGCAGGAGCUGAGACGCCAGGAGGAGGCACGCGAGGAGAAAAAGCGAAAGAAGGCUGUCAAAAAGAGAAGAAAAGUUGAAACGCAAGCGUCGAAAAUCGAGUUCGGCUAGUUCCGGCGACGAUAGCGAUUCGUCAGACGAACGCCACCGUAGCCGAAGUAAGAAGCGUCGGAAGGAGAAGAAAAAUAAAUCCAAGAGCAAGAAAAAUACCAUAAAAAGCUCAUUCGAGCAGCGAUAGUGAUUGAACGGGAUGUUUUUUUAAUCCAGGAUUUAAAAUAAAUAGCAAACUUUAACUAAGAUUUUA